Molecule: messenger RNA, 828 nt
Organism: Plenodomus lingam JN3
Lineage: Eukaryota; Fungi; Ascomycota; Dothideomycetes; Pleosporales; Leptosphaeriaceae
Source: RefSeq, a predicted model, not a curated record
AUGGCCACGAUACGAUGGCUGCUUUCCCUGCUCUUGUACCUAGUGUGGGUAGCGCCAGGCCAUCGCAGAGUCAGGGCUGGCAGGAAACGAACGCCCGUUCCUUGGCUGGAAUUCCUUGUUUGCGAGAACUGGAGUGCGCAUGAGAUCUACUUGUUAUUGCAUGUUGUACAAUACUACGGGUACAUUAUACAAUGGGGUGGAAUUCGGAUAGAGAUGGUGUCGUGGCUGUGUGGAGCAGAGGGUGUUGUGUGUGUGUGCGUGUGUGGCUUAGACGCUGUAGGCCGGCCUAUUUCAGUCAUUCUAAUUUCCCUUGCUGUGAUGGCGGCGCGCGUUCCCCUGCGCGACGACUGCGUGCUGCUCUGCGCUCCAGGUCCUAGAACCAGUUUACCGUACUCUGGGUACAGGAGAAUGGACGUGCGACUGACCUUGCGCCAAGCCCCUGUCCACCAGCGCAAAGACGGCAUCUCGGAUCACGGCGCUGACGAAGUUCAGAAAGGCGCUGGCUGGGCGAGCAACAUCCGCGCUCCGACUCUCCUGGGACCAGCAAACUGCCACUUUGAACGCCCCAUUCUUGCCCACCACUCGCCUCUAUUCCCAUCUCGACCCGCCCGCCAGCUAGCAAAAGGCACAGCCAGCAAAAGGAAGAAGGCUGCUACACGACUGCACCGCUCCGCCUCGCACCGCACCGCUCGACUCUGCUGUGAAGGUUGUCUGCGCCUGUGCCUGCGCCUGCGCUCCGCAACCACCUGGAGUCCCGGACGACGCCCAGCCCAAGCCAGCACCAGCCUGCCCACUCCAGCCACAGGCCACUCGCCCUCCCUAACCUAA